AUUAUUUCUCCCUGAAUUAGAUUUAAAACUUUAUGAGAUACUGGAAGUCAUUGAGAAGUCAAAGAUGAUCGAUGUUAAAAUCUGCACUUUGUGCUUCCUCAUGGGUGCCUUCAUCAUGGGGAUAGAUUCAGCGAGUUGCUGUCUCAAGUACACUCAACGGCAAAUACGCUGUAAAAUUCUGAAACACUACCACAUCCAAGACAUCACUCGCAGCUGUGACAUCCCAGCUAUAAUCUUUUACAUGGACAAUGGAAAAUCAGUUUGCGCUGAUCCAGAAAAACCAUGGGUGCAAAGAAUUGUCAAACGCCUUGACUUUAAAGCAGCAAUGGUGAAGACUGACAGCAAGAGAACCCAAAAAUGAACCCUGC
Messenger RNA from Xyrauchen texanus (razorback sucker), 368 nucleotides. It is a transcript of the gene ccl20b, whose product is annotated as chemokine (C-C motif) ligand 20b. Gene Ontology annotation, cellular component: extracellular region. NCBI's taxonomy places the organism in Eukaryota, Metazoa, Chordata, Actinopteri, Cypriniformes, Catostomidae. The coding region runs from base 65 to 361 and encodes 98 amino acids. Gene Ontology annotation, molecular function: CCR chemokine receptor binding; chemokine activity. Gene Ontology annotation, biological process: cellular response to interleukin-1; inflammatory response; positive regulation of ERK1 and ERK2 cascade. The transcript is spliced from 4 exons. The record is from RefSeq and is a predicted model, not a curated record.